This is a messenger RNA of Rhincodon typus (whale shark), 2057 nucleotides long. RefSeq names its product HHIP-like protein 1. NCBI's taxonomy places the organism in Eukaryota, Metazoa, Chordata, Chondrichthyes, Orectolobiformes, Rhincodontidae. The transcript has 6 exons. The record is from RefSeq and is a predicted model, not a curated record. Bases 309 to 2057 code for a protein of 582 amino acids.
GAAAGAGAGAGGGGUAACACGAAGAGAGACAGAGGUGAGAGAGCAAGGAAGAAGGGAGAGAGAAAGAGGAACAUUAGAGAGAUAAUGAGGGGAGGAUUGAGGCGGUAAAAAAUAGAGGGACACGGCGAGGAAAGAAAGAGGGAAAAACAGUGGGACGAAGUGAGAGGAGAGAAAAGGACAAGAGAGGGACGAGCACAAAGACAGAAAAAUAAAGGGAAAGAGAGAGAAACAGAAACGCCAGCAACUAAUUGAGGAGAGAGAGGUCUGUAUACUCCAUACAGGGUUAAGUCUCAAUCCUCCUGUUCACAAUGGCCUUUCUCUGCAGAAUGAAUCGCUGCUUUAAGGACAGCUGGUUCCUCCUGGUCAUUUCUGUGCUGUUGGCGACAGUAGUUUCACACCCUCAGUGCCUGGAUUUCAAGCCACCGUUCAAACCCGCUGAGGCCCUGUCGUUCUGCUCAGCCUACUCCAGUUUCGGUUGUUGUGAUGCUCGCACAGACUCCACUCUGGCCCAACGAUACCAGCACAUCCUCAGCUACCUCCACCAUUCAGGAGUCUCUGUGUGCGCCAAGUAUAUCCAGGAGCUGCUGUGUCAGAAAUGUUCCCCUUACGCAGCGCACCUGUACGACGCGGAAGAUGCUAACACCCCUGUGCGGGUUUUGCCGGGGCUCUGCGGUGAUUACUGCACCGAAUUCUGGAAACGCUGCCGAUCUACCCUCAGCCUCCUCACUGGGGACGUGCAGAUGAUGGAGCUGGAGUCAGAUCGGGGGAAGUUCUGCGGUUACCUGGAGCUCCAGGACCCUGAUUACUGCUACCCCAACGUCCUGUCCAGCGAACGGCUCCAGGCCAACCUGGGGACAGUGCAGGCUGAUGCUGAGGGAUGCCUCCAGCUGUGCCUAAAGGAGGUGGCCAACCAACUCCGGAACCCAGUGGCCAUGCUCCACGCCAGCGAUGGAACCCACCGCUUCUUCGUGGCUGAGCAAGUGGGCCUGGUCUGGGUCUAUCUGGCCAACGGGUCGAAGGUCAACCGGCCCUUCCUCAACCUGACUGAGGCAGUCCUGACCUCGCCCUGGCUGGGGGACGAGAGGGGCUUCCUGGGCCUGGCUUUUCACCCCAGGUUCAAGCGGAACGGCAAAGUCUACGUCUACUACUCCAUCUUCUCGAAAAAGGCCGAGAGAGUCCGCAUCAGCGAGUUCAAACUGCUGCCCAGCAACAUGAACGCACUGGAUCACGCCUCAGAAAGGGUGAUUCUGGAGGUGGUGGAACCUGCUUCAAAUCAUAACGGAGGACAGAUACUGUUUGGAAAUGAUGGAUAUCUUUAUAUUUUCACUGGCGAUGGUGGGGGAGCUGGUGAUCCAUUUGGGAAGUUUGGAAACGCACAGAAUAAGUCGUCCCUGUUGGGGAAGGUGUUGCGUAUUGACGUUAACCACAACGACGCUGGGCCCCCAUACCGGAUCCCGGCCGACAAUCCAUUUGUGCGGGAGAGGGCGGCGCGCCCCGAGGUCUACGCCUACGGAGUGAGGAACAUGUGGAGGUGCUCGGUGGACCGGGGCGACGCAGUAACCGGAGCGGGAAGGGGGCGCCUCUUCUGUGGCGAUGUGGGCCAGAACAAGUUUGAGGAGGUGGACAUUAUCCAGAGAGGGGGGAACUACGGCUGGAGAGCGAGGGAGGGAUUCUCCUGCUAUGACAAGAAACUCUGCUCCAACUCGUCUCUCAAUGACAUCCUGCCAAUAUUCGCAUAUCCCCACAGGCUAGGCAGGUCUGUGACCGGUGGCUAUAUCUAUAGAGGUUGCGAGAUGCCCAAUCUGAACGGACUCUACAUCUUCGGAGAUUUCAUGAGCGGGCGCCUCAUGUCUCUGAAAGAGGACACUCGCUCUGGUCGCUGGAAUUACCAGGAGAUCUGCAUGGGCCGUGGGCAAGUGUGCAACUUCCCCAAACUCAUCAAUAACUACUAUCAGUACAUCAUCUCCUUUGCUGAGGACGAGGCAGGUAACCUUCCUCAGUCUCCAACGGCGUCUGGCUUAACCCAAGAUGGGUUUCAUUUUGGUUUCCUUUUCUGA